AUGAACUCAACUGAGGACGAAAGAAGUAGUGUCGCUAGUGAUAUUACCAACGUUCACGAAAUUGCUAAUACCGACGACUUACCUGUGUAUGCGAAAAGUCACACAAAUUUUAAAAUUUAUUACGUGAACGGCAGUGAUGGAUUUCAGAGAGGAGAACUAGGCUUAUCAAAUAGUUAUUUGGAGGGAAUUCUACAUUUCGGUUAUGAUAAAAAUAUUAAAAUAAAAUCGGUGAAUCUUCAUUUUAAAGGUGUCGAAAAAGUGGAAGGAAUUGAACCCGGACCCCGAGGUGGAAUGCGCAACUUUUCCUGCAUUCGUGUUUUGGCUGAGAGACACGAAAAGAUUGAAUUCAAGAAAACUGAACGUACGAUUAAAAACCGUGCAUUUAGAUUCAAACUGCAUUCAAAUCUAUCUAGCUCAUUUAAUCUGGAGGUCAAUCCGGAAAAUGGCGAUUCUAUGAAAGCACAAAUAAGUUACACUCUCACCGCAACUGUUCAUUCCGAAAAAAGUUUCGCCAUUGGCAGCAGAGCAGACACUAUUGAGGUCAAAUGUCCAUUAAGACAAAUAUUAUCUUAUUCUCAUACCCUUCCUCUUAUGAGACUGGAAGGCACGCAUUCUCCGACAAAUCAACCGCUUUUCACCUAUUCAUUUGAUAUUCCUGAAUACCUCGGCCUCGGAACAGAAAUCUUUAUUCCAAUGAAAAUCAGACUUCUUAAGGCCAAUGUCAGAAUUUUAAGGAUCGAUAUCUCCCUAAAGACAUAUGUAAAGUUAUCAUCCGAAAAUUCGGAAAGGGCUUCUAAAGUGGAAGAACACAUUUUAACUUCGGACGGAUUCAAUUCACCUACCGGAAAUAGAAACAUAGUUUUACAGGAACUUCCCAUAUUCAUUCCGGAUAACUUGGACGUUACUUAUUUCGGUACAUACAUAUCCAUCCAAAACGAACUUGACAUAAAAUUAAUGAUAGCCGGAAAAGGUCUGGAUUUACACAAGACUGUACCUGUAACAGUUACGACAGUUAAAAGACUGGAUCGAGUGGUCUCUCCUUCAGGAAAUUCUUUAUCCGAUGUACAAUCAUUUCAGGAUUUUGAAAGCGAGCAGGGAUAUUCACGUCACAACAGCUUGAAUAGUUCGGACUCUAUGAACGAUACAAGAAGUUAUUCUAGAGAGGGAAAUAAUACGCCACACACCGAAUAUACGUCAAGAAGUAACAAGCCACGUUCGGUGAUUUCUCAGAUCUCUUCUAAACCAGGGGUAACUGAAGCGGCUGAAAAACAGGGCAACUAA
This is a messenger RNA of Acaulospora colombiana, 1281 nucleotides long. The record is from the annotation of a GenBank genome assembly. Lineage: Eukaryota; Fungi; Glomeromycota; Glomeromycetes; Diversisporales; Acaulosporaceae.